AACAUGAGGAGAACGUGUUUUAUAAAACAUGUCAUUAGCAGUGACCAACUCUUAUAAUUAGAUUUUGGGAGAGAUAGAAAAGUGUUUUACCAAAAGUGGGCUUUUGACUAGAGAGAAGAGAGACAGAACAAGCAUAUCCAAAAGUUCAUAUCGAUUUAUUACAUUCUUGUACAUGUAUGUACUAAACUGAAGGAUUAGUUUGUUUCUGUCAAAGCUGGUUUUGUCGAUUGAACAGUGAUGUCUCUGUUGGGUGUUUAUUCCAUCUGUGAGGUUGGCAAAGAUGCAGCAGGAGUUGCUGGUAUUUUAACUCCUUUUCUUUAUGGGGUGAUUUAUUCUGGUUGGAAAGAUUGAAAACUAGAUGAAAAAACUUUACUUUUUGAGAUUAAAUUUGGACCCAUCUCUGUGUUGAUCAUGAUAUACACUUCUUGGACUGCAGACCUACAUUUAGGAGAAUCAUCAGAAAUGGGUCAACAGAAAUGUUCUCAGGGCUGCCAUAUGUUUAUUCUCUCUUGAACUGCUUGAUCUGCUUGUGGUAUGGCACACCUCUUAUAUCACCUGAUAAUCUGUUGGUGACAACUGUUAAUACAAUUGGGGGAGUCUUUCAGCUUGUGUACAUAACCAUCUUCUUGAUUUAUGCUGAGAAAGCAAGAAAGGUGAGAAUGCUUGGAUUACUCUUAGCAGUUUUGGGCAUAUUUGUGAUCAUACUAGUUGGGAGCUUGCAAAUUGAUGACAGGGCAAUGAGACGGAUGUUUGUGGGACUCUUGAGUUGUGCUUCUCUCAUUUCAAUGUUUGCCUCUCCAUUGUUUAUAAUUAAAUUGGUCAUUCGGACAAAAAGUGUAGAAUUUAUGCCUUUUUAUCUUUCACUUUCCACCUUCCUGAUGAGCAUCUCUUUCUUUCUUUACGGAUUGGUCAGUGAUGAUACAUUCAUUUAUGUGCCAAAUGGGAUAGGAACUGUUUUAGGAAUUGUGCAAUUGAUAUUAUAUUUCUAUUACAAGAGUUCAUCCACUGAAAACUACAGACAGCCCUUGAUAGUAUCGUGUGAAUGAUCCAUGCUGGUGAGUGUUGGCAAAGUGGAGGCAUAGGCAAAUGCAUCAUGAUUGAUUAAGAUUUAUGGUCUUUUCGUCGGUGAGAUACUUCUCUGAAAUUAGUAGCAGCAAUUCUAUGUGUUUGAAAUGUUUUCCAUUAGUUGAAUGAGUGAAAUUUAUAGUGUUGUGUGUGAAGUUUUUCCACGCAAUUCAUGGAGAUGUGUGAAUUGCAUUGAAACUUUUCACUAUAUUUUAAUUUCAUUUCUGGCUGUGCCUUAUGUCAA
This is a messenger RNA of Vigna radiata var. radiata (mung bean), 1309 nucleotides long. RefSeq names its product bidirectional sugar transporter SWEET2. Gene Ontology annotation, cellular component: membrane. Gene Ontology annotation, molecular function: sugar transmembrane transporter activity. The coding region runs from base 477 to 1046 and encodes 189 amino acids. NCBI's taxonomy places the organism in Eukaryota, Viridiplantae, Streptophyta, Magnoliopsida, Fabales, Fabaceae. The record is from RefSeq and is a predicted model, not a curated record. Gene Ontology annotation, biological process: carbohydrate transport. The transcript has 5 exons.